AUGAGGAUAGUGACGGAAAGAGAACAGGAAAAGUUCCGGAACUACAUUGAUGGCGAGCUCAAAAAGGCGCAACGCAAAAACGUGCGUCGUCUGGCGGGCGAAGAAGGCGGUUACAAGUCGCUGGAUGAGCUGAACCACGACCUGAUCCAACUGGUCAACAUCCUCACCUACUCGGUGACGCAGACACAGGCCCAACAAGUGGACUACUCGGCAACAAACACCGAAUCGCAUCAUCUGGACCGUUUGGCGGCCCUCAAGAAGUACAAGGACGGCGUUGAUGGAAGUGGAUCGGAGUCCAGUACUCCUGUGGGGUCUCCUAUGAGAGACGUGACCACCGACGAUGAAGGAGCACACAAUUCACGAGACGUGACUCCCAAACCCGACGCUCUUUCGGACAAGACCUUGUCUGAGAACGUCGACAACACUCUGGCCGGCACCGGAGAAGCAUGUCCUGUUUUUGAUAUCAACCAGCAACAGACCAUUGAUUUCAAGGACAGCAGCAUUCCUGGCAACGUUGACACCUCGUCCCUGUAUGGUCAGACAUUUUACCUGCUGCGGUUGGCAGACGACUACAACGCGUACCUGCCCCAUUACGAAGGCACCCAGUCCAUGUUUGACUUGUUGAACGGUCUGAACAAGGUGUUCAAGGACAUGUUGGUGGGCAAGCUGGAGGGAGUGGCAUUAACACAGACAGAGGCCACGAGACUGCAGAGUAUAGCCCAGACCAGCCGAGUGUUGGUUGCAAGCAAGUGGGAUGAGACCACGGGUGAAGUGGCCAAGGUGUAUGAGGAUGUGAUUGACAUUGUGGCAUAG
This is a messenger RNA of Yarrowia lipolytica CLIB122, 813 nucleotides long. RefSeq lists its product as uncharacterized. Gene Ontology annotation, cellular component: transcription factor TFIIH holo complex. NCBI's taxonomy places the organism in Eukaryota, Fungi, Ascomycota, Dipodascomycetes, Dipodascales. The record is from RefSeq and is a predicted model, not a curated record.